AGUCCAACUAAAUCUACCAUUCUUUUCAAUUUGUCUUUGCUUCGGUUACCCCUUUAUUUGUUUCUCUUUGGCAUUAGCACUAAUCAUCCUCUCUUAUUCUUCCCUAGCUCUUUUUCUGGAACAUAUCAUUGCCUUUUUCUAGGUUCGCUUUUCAAUAAUCUGUGGAAAUUUUGUCCACCUUUUUUCAUUGAUUAGCUCUAAGCCAUGGCAAGGACUGGAAACAAGCGUUUACAAGCCAAACUGGUGGGUAUGUCUUCACUUAAAUAAGGGUACUUCUUGGGGACAUGGGAGCAGGGAAGACAAGUUUGGUUCUUAGAUUUGUGAAAGGCCAAUUUUCUGAGUACCAGGAAUCAACAAUUGGGGCAGCGUUCUUCACUCAGGUUUUGUCUUUGAACGAAGCCACUGUCAAAUUUGAUAUAUGGGAUACAGCAGGGCAGGAACGUUACCAUAGUUUGGCCCCUAUGUACUAUCGUGGUGCUGCUGCUGCCAUUGUUAUCUAUGACAUUACAAGCAUGGAAUCUUUUGCGCGAGCAAAGAAGUGGGUUCAACAAGUGCAACGACAUGCAAAUCCGAGUUUGAUAAUGUUUUUGGUGGCUAACAAGGCUGAUUUGGGAGCGGAGAGAAAGGUUGCAAAUGAGGAGGGUGAAGAAUAUGCGAAAGAAAAUGGAUUGUCUUUUCUUGAAACCUCAGCAAAAACUGCACAGAAUGUGAACGAGCUCUUCUAUGAAAUAGCAAAGAGAUUGGCAAAAGCAAACCCUUCACGCCAAACCGGAAUCAAGCUGCAUAGCAUACCUCAAGAAACCAGAAGAAGAAGCUUGUUUUGCUGUGUUUAGUUAAUGCUAUUAUCAAUAUAAGUUGAAUCUGCAUUUCAUUUGUAUUCCAGAAGCUUCUAACUUGGUAUUUUCCUACUUUUAAGAUGGAUGAAUAAAGAAACAAACCUACAAA
Molecule: messenger RNA, 945 nt
Organism: Arachis duranensis
Lineage: Eukaryota; Viridiplantae; Streptophyta; Magnoliopsida; Fabales; Fabaceae
Product: ras-related protein Rab5
Exons: 7
Coding region: 285-833 (182 amino acids)
Molecular function (GO): GTPase activity; GTP binding
Source: RefSeq, a predicted model, not a curated record